This is a messenger RNA of Anopheles funestus (African malaria mosquito), 1714 nucleotides long. Its product is annotated as glutathione S-transferase D7. The coding region runs from base 915 to 1571 and encodes 218 amino acids. Gene Ontology annotation, molecular function: glutathione transferase activity. The record is from RefSeq and is a predicted model, not a curated record. Lineage: Eukaryota; Metazoa; Arthropoda; Insecta; Diptera; Culicidae. The transcript is spliced from 4 exons. Gene Ontology annotation, biological process: glutathione metabolic process.
CUCGCAGGGCUCGAGAACCCUGUUUAGUUCAUUGGAUUGGGGAUGAUGGGACGGUAUCGGUAACUGGGGCUACCCCGUACCCAUACAUUGCAUGCACGUGCACAACCCGAUUCCUUUUGCGCUCGGUUUCAACCAUCCGGGAACAGUGUUUGUCUAGCUGCAAUCGCGUCGUAACUGGUGGUACGACAAAGAUGCGCUAGAGUCAACGUGUCCACAUUCAGUCCAGGUCUAGAUCGUCCGGCGAGUGGUGUGUAUGUGUUGCGUUGGUGCAUGUGGACGGUAUUCACGAAAGUUAUUUGCGGUAGCUUUCCAGAACGGCCCAAGACUCGGCAAGUAAUACGCGGUUGCUGUGACACAACGGAAAUAUCUUGCGCUCCUUCAGGAACCUUCAGGAGCUGAGUGGAAAUUCUCCUACAAAGCCAUUACGAGCAAAGGCCAACAGCAGCACUACCAUCCCCAAAGGGUAGCUCUACAUUUUAGCAAACAGCUCAAGCACAACAAUUCACGAAACGGUGGACAUACUGCUGCUGCUGCAUUGUUGACCAGAGGCUGGUUUGACUAAAUUUCCCGGGAACCUUUUGCCGAAAGCAAGGCUACUGGCGCCGUUUCGGUUUGGUAUUUGUUCGGCUUCUCGGUGUACGAUACACGCGGAGAAUACUACGGUGUCACGUUCGAUGCGUAACAUUGCUGGCUGGGAGUGCCGAUAGCGUAGGACGGCAAACCUUGGACGACGGCUAGCGUUCCGCCACAAAUCGUCCGAGUUUCUCGGCGCCCAUCCCAACGUGCAAACGCUGGAUGGUUCACAGCAGGGUUUGAAAACCGUUGAAAACCGAUAAACCACCAACACCGUCAAGCUGGGUAACUGCAUCGAAAGUGUUGCCGUGAUCCAAUCCAAAUUUGUCAAGCGCGGUCCAAUGACACCGGUGCUGUACUAUGUGCCACCAUCGCCACCCUGCCGAUCGGUGCUGCUGCUGGCCAAACUGAUCGGUGUCGAGCUGGAGCUGAAGGCCCUAAACGUCAUGGAAGGCGAACAGCUAAAGCCAGACUUUGUAGAACUCAACCCACAGCACUGCAUACCGACGCUGGACGAUCACGGGCUGAUACUGUGGGAGAGUCGAGUUAUUCUAGCGUAUUUGGUAUCAGCUUACGGAAAGGACGAGAAUCUCUACCCGAAAGAUUUUCGCUCCCGUGCCAUUGUCGAUCAACGCUUGCAUUUCGAUCUCGGUACACUCUACCAACGGGUGGUCGAUUACUAUUUUCCAACCAUUCAGCUCGGUGCACAUCUAGACCAAACCAAGAAGGCAAAGUUAGCCGAAGCGCUCGGUUGGUUCGAUGCAAUGCUGAAACAGUACCAAUGGUCGGCGGCUAACCACUUCACGAUAGCGGACAUUGCGCUUUGCGUGACGGUGUCGCAAAUUGAAGCAUUCCAGUUUGACCUUCAUCCCUAUGCACGUGUCCGGGCUUGGUUGCAGAAGUGUAAGGAUGAGCUGCAAGGGCACGGUUACAAAGAGAUCAACGAGACCGGUGCCGAAACGUUAGCGGGACUGUUUCGAUCGAAGCUGAAACAGUAAAGCACCAAUUUGAAGAACCUUUUUUUCUAUAAGCAAUAAAACGAUGAGCUCGCAAUAUGAUUACUAAAUCUGUCAUUAGACACUAGUUUGUAGGAAAUUUGUUGUUAAAAGCUAUAUUUUGUUAAAUAAAUCAUAUCAAACAA